UGUAUAUGAGCGUGUGAGCGCCGUGUCCCUCCCUCCAGCCACCCCACCCCCGGGGAGGGGAGGGCUGGAGGGGAGGGGGGCUCCGACGGCUCGCCUCGCUCCGGCAGCCCCAGUCUCUCCGGCAAACGUCAGGGAGGUCAUUAAUAACCAAUUAGGAGGGUCAAUGAAGCUCAUAUAUAGCCGGGCGGGAGCCGCCGAGCCGCACGGAGCCCGGCCGCCGCCUCGCCCCCAUGAUGGGCUCGGUGCUGCCCGCCGAAGCCCUGGUGCUCAAACCCGGGCUGAAGCCGCAGGGGCUGGCCCUGGCCGAGGUGAUCACGUCGGACAUCCUGCACAGCUUCCUCUACGGCCGCUGGCGGAACGUGCUGGGCGAGCAGCUCUUCGAGGAGAAGAGCGGCCCCAAAACCGCCUUCACGGCCGAGGUCCUGGCGCAGUCCUUCUCCGGAGAGGUGCAGAAGCUGUCCAGCCUGGUGCUGCCGUCGGAGGUGAUCAUCGCGCAGAGCUCCAUCCCCGGCGAAGGGCUCGGCAUCUUCUCCAAGACGUGGAUCAAGGCGGGCACCGAAAUGGGGCCCUUCACGGGCAGGGUCAUCUCGCCCGAGCACGUGGACCUGUGCAAGAACAACAACCUCAUGUGGGAGGUCUUCAACGAGGACGGCACGGUGCGGUACUUCAUCGAUGCCAGCCAGGAGGACCACCGCAGCUGGAUGACCUACAUCAAAUGUGCCCGGAACGAGCAGGAGCAGAACCUGGAGGUGGUGCAGAUCGGGAACAGCAUCUUCUACAAGGCCAUUGAGAUGAUUCCUCCGGAUCAGGAGCUGCUGGUCUGGUACGGGAACUCCCACAACACCUUCCUGGGCAUCCCGGGCGUGCCGGGGCUGGAAGAGGAGCAGAAGAAGAACAAGCAUGAGGAUUUCCACGCGGUGGAGACGGGGGCCAGCACGACCGGGCGCAUGCGCUGCGUCAUCUGCCACCGCGGCUUCAACUCCCGCAGCAACCUGCGCUCCCACAUGCGCAUCCACACCCUGGACAAGCCCUUCGUGUGCCGCUUCUGCAACCGCCGCUUCAGCCAGUCCUCCACCCUCCGCAACCACGUCCGCUUGCACACCGGCGAGCGGCCCUACAAGUGCCAGGUUUGCCAAAGUGCCUACUCCCAGCUCGCCGGGCUGCGGGCACACCAGAAAAGCGCCCGCCACCGGCCCCCCAACGCCUCCCUGCAGGCUCACUCCCCUGCCCUGCCCGUGCCCCAUCCUGCCUCCCUGGCCCAUCACAUCCCCACCAUGGUGCUGUGAGCCCCGGCACGGCAGCGGGUUUUCGGAAAGCCGCUGCCAACGGGCAAAAGACUGGCGCUGAGACAUGCAAAAAGCCGGGGGCCCUUGGCAGAGCUGGGGGGCAGAGGCAGGGCUGCUUUGCGUGGUGAGCAGGGCACUGGUUUCGUUUUGGAGCAUCGCCGCGUGCGUGGGGUUUGGUGGGAGGGGAGACAGGGACCCCCCCCAGCUCUGCGGGCUGCACCUUGCUGGGUGCUCCCCGAGGGGGUGCGAUAGAGGGUGAGCUGCUUGUCCCCGGGGCUGGCAGGGGGACAGGGGCGAAGGGAUGGUGCAUCCACGGGCAGGGCACGGCGCGGCGUCUCGUGGAUUUGCUGGUGCGCUACGGGCGGGCUGGGGCAGCCUCAAGGCUGUGCCUGGAUGAAUCGCGCCUGGGUUUUGCAGACAAUUUGGUGGAAAGACGAAUUGCUCUUGCCCCUUCUUUCUGCCCCAGCAAGUGCCCAGCAGAGAGACGUGGCACGGCCCUGCUGGGGCCAUCAGCUUUCUCUCUGGUGGCCCUUCCCAAGGGACAGAUUUCCCUCCUGGGGAGCCCUGGUUCAGCAAACGGUCGUGUUUCCCCCUGAGCUGCAUUCAGCCUCCCUGCCUGCCUUCCUCCAGCCCCAGCCGUGCGCUGGGGUUCGCCCAGCGCCUGCGGGUGAUGGGGUUGGGGUGCCGUGCUGGAGGGGACAAGCCAAGGGACGCGCCCAGCACGACGUGCCCACCGGGAAUGCCCAUCCACGGGCAGGUUUCGUGGGGUGCUGCUCCAGCAUCGCUCCCCAUCGCUCCCUGCAGCCGUGAGGGAACAUUUCGCUGUUCCGUCUGCUGCCCUCUGGGGACAGAAAACCCGUCCCUGGGCCAGCUCCGUCCCCAAGGACAACUCUAAGCGCCCUCUGGAGUCCUGCCACAUGCGAGAGGAGCUGUGUAUCAUAAAGCUUGAAAGAAGGUAUUCUAAUAUUAAUUAUAAGUCUAAGAUGUAUAAAGUUCUCACAAACUGUGUUUUACUUCCAGAAAAAAAAAAAAGAAAAAAAACCUGUCACUUUAACUUUGUAAAUA
This is a messenger RNA of Cygnus olor (mute swan), 2351 nucleotides long. It is a transcript of the gene PRDM12, whose product is annotated as PR/SET domain 12. The transcript is spliced from 5 exons. Bases 231 to 1286 code for a protein of 351 amino acids. Gene Ontology annotation, molecular function: histone methyltransferase binding. The record is from RefSeq and is a predicted model, not a curated record. Gene Ontology annotation, biological process: neurogenesis. NCBI's taxonomy places the organism in Eukaryota, Metazoa, Chordata, Aves, Anseriformes, Anatidae. Gene Ontology annotation, cellular component: nucleus.